AAGUUUCUUCGAAGGGGUUUCUCAGUGGCUGCGGACUUGGACAGAACGUCAGGCAGGGACAAUUUUGAGGGAUUUCCAGACCAAAAUCAUCUACUAUUUUCAAUAAUUCAGACACAAUAUGGACCACUGGUGAGCCAGGCGGGGAUUUAGAUAACGCAGGAGCUGUAAAUAUAGAGGAAAAUUGAGAAAGAAAGCAAAUUUUUUCUUGGAAAAUGUUCACUACGGACUGUACAGCCAUUAAGGAUAUCCGUGCGGGCCUGAAGAACAUCAAUGUGGUGUUUAUUGUGCUGGAAGUGGGAGCAGCUACGGUGACAAAGGAGAAUCGCGAAGUGCGAACAUUUAAGAUUGCUGAUCCCACGGGAUGCAUAAAUUUGUCAAUUUGGGAUGAGCCUGGGAAGCUACUAAUACCCGGGGAUAUUGUACGACUGACCAAGGGGUAUGCAUCCAUCUGGAGACAGUGUUUGACGCUGUACUCGGGAAAGAAUGGGGACAUUCACAAAAUUGGGGAUUUUUGCUUGACAUUCAACGAGCAGCUGAAUAUGAGUGAACCCAAUCCCAGCCUUGCAGUCAUCAGUCAACCGCAGAUGAUUGUGAACAAUGGAGCAAAUCUGGGACCAGCCACUAAUAGUGGCAGCAGCAACAAUGGAACAUCAACAGUCACACGAACCGUUCCGGCCAGUCAGGGUACAUCUCAGACAACAGCCACUGGUAGCAAUGGGGGCAGUGGGGCGGCUGGGAGUAGUGGAAGUGGGUCUGUGAGUGCCUCAAAAGCCACCCGUUUGAGCAGUGGCGAGACAAAGUCCAAGAUACGCACAGGACGCAGCAGUGGCGGCCGGGGGAGUGUCAAGGGAGACAGGAGGUAGUGGUGAGAUGAUGUGUCGGGAUUAUUAUCUAUUUAUGGACAAAUAUAUACAAAGGGAAUUCCCAUUUUCACAUCACA
Molecule: messenger RNA, 940 nt
Organism: Phlebotomus papatasi
Lineage: Eukaryota; Metazoa; Arthropoda; Insecta; Diptera; Psychodidae
Product: SOSS complex subunit B homolog
Exons: 2
Coding region: 213-863 (216 amino acids)
Biological process (GO): double-strand break repair via homologous recombination; response to ionizing radiation; mitotic cell cycle checkpoint signaling
Cellular component (GO): SOSS complex
Molecular function (GO): DNA binding
Source: RefSeq, a predicted model, not a curated record